UCCCGGAAGAUGAAAAUAAUUCAGAUGACGAAUAUCAUGAAAAUGAAGAACCAGUCCCGGAAGGUAAAAAUGAUUCAGAUGACAAAUAUCAUGAAAAUGAAGAGACAAAUUAUAUUAAUAUUUGGAGCUAA
Molecule: messenger RNA, 131 nt
Organism: Racocetra fulgida
Lineage: Eukaryota; Fungi; Glomeromycota; Glomeromycetes; Diversisporales; Gigasporaceae
Source: the annotation of a GenBank genome assembly